AUGUCUAAAAAGGCUGGAGGUAAAAAGAAGAAGAAACCAGAAGAGGAGGAUCUCUCAACUGAGUAGCUUCCUAAGGUUUAUCGCCGUAAAUGCGAAGCUCUGCAAGCAACUUCUUGCAAAUAGUUCAGAGAAAAAAUAGAAGAAGCACUGGAUGACUAAGAUCAUGUCAAAAAACUUCAUUUAUUUGAUCCUUUGCAACCAUUAGGCAUUAGGGCUAUUAUGGAGAGUUUAGCAGAUCUAAAGUAUAAGCACCUUCAAAGCAUAAAAUUAGUAAAAGUUGAAUGUCAGGAUGAAGGGGUUUAGUAUAUUUGCAACUAUAUGGAAAAAGGUUAGUGUGUUAAGCUUUUAAAUUUGCCUCAUAAUGAAAUAACUUUUGUUGGCUGUGAAUUUUUAGGAAAAACAGUAGGUAAUACUCUCCAUGUGAAGCUUUAAAAGCUUAAGCUAGACUUCAAUAACAUAGGAACUAAAGGUCUAGCAUUGUUAGCUAAAGGUCUGUGCAUGAACCCUUUUUUAGAAAGGCUUUCUUUGAAUUUUUGUAAUAUAGAUUCUAAUGGUGCUAAAUAUCUUCAACAAAUAUUAGCUUAUGUAGAUAGCUCUCUUCAUACCUUAAAACUUAGAGGAAACUUUUUAAGAAAUGAAGGUAUUUAUUAGCUAUUUAGAGCCUUAGAAUGCAACAACUGGCUCUAAAAGCUGAUUGUUGCAAACAAUUAAUUUGGAGAAAGUGAAGAAAUCCCAGUUAUUGAAAAGAUAUGCGAAGUUAUGAUGAAAAACAAUAGUCUUCAAAUUUAUGAUCUAGACUAGAAUGGUAUUUACGAUGAUGGUGCUCGCAAAUUGUUUGAGUGUUACAAAAUGUAUAAAGUUAUAAAGAGAAUACCAUUACAAGACUUAAUUAGUAAAGAAAUCAAAAUGGACUUUAAGAAAAUCUAGAAGAAGAGAAAGUUCAAACUUAAAAAGAAAAAGAAGAAGAAGAAAAAAAAAGGCAAAGGCAAGAAGAAGAAGAAAUGA
Molecule: messenger RNA, 1005 nt
Organism: Tetrahymena thermophila SB210
Lineage: Eukaryota; Ciliophora; Oligohymenophorea; Hymenostomatida; Tetrahymenidae
Exons: 4
Biological process (GO): nucleocytoplasmic transport; activation of GTPase activity
Cellular component (GO): perinuclear region of cytoplasm; cytosol; nucleus
Molecular function (GO): small GTPase binding; GTPase activator activity
Source: RefSeq, a predicted model, not a curated record